This is a messenger RNA of Porites lobata, 3744 nucleotides long. The record is from the annotation of a GenBank genome assembly. NCBI's taxonomy places the organism in Eukaryota, Metazoa, Cnidaria, Anthozoa, Scleractinia, Poritidae.
AUGUUUCUUGCCAACGUUUCCAAAACGUUUCUCUCUCAAUCCGCUGGGAAAAUGUCGGGAAGAAAGCGCCCGGCUCCCGCUCAACGAGGUAUAAUGGACUUCUUUGACGCCAAAAAAAGGUAAGUAUCAAACUACAACGUGUGUUAUUUAAUACAUCUAAUAGUUGCCUUGGUUGCUGUGUUCAUUCUUAGCUCGUUGUAGUAUGAAAAUCGGUGAGCCACUUCACAGUUUUGUAGAUUGGACAAAACAACAUGGCAAUUUAACCGUCCAGUGAUUGAAUACUCUAUGAAAUUAAGCUUAACUUUUCAAAAUUCGAUAGCUCCAAUGAUGAGGACAAUGAUGAGAACAAUGAUGAGAACGAAACAAGUGAGGAAUCGACUAGCACGGAAGGUACGUUUAAUACAAUUGAAAGAAUUUAUCAUUUGACUUUAGAUUCGGUCUUCGCAAACCAUUGGCAGCGUUGUGCGAAAUAGCGUCAACGGUACUCUGAUUUUUGGAGGACUUAUUGAUAUGAUUGACUGAAGAAGCUAAGUUGCAUAAUCUAUUUGUGAUGGUUACGUAGCGAUUAAUUUUCUUUUACAUGUAUAAGUAUUUUCAUAAGUAUUUUCCUUUUAGGUGGAAUAAUGAUAGAAGAAAACCCCUGGCCCAUUGAAGUUCUGGUGGAAAUUUUUAAGUGGUUUUCAAUAGAGGAACGACUUAAGCAACUGGCACCAGUGUGCAAACUCUUUCACCAAGCCGUCCAUACACCAAAGUUUUGGAAGAUAGUUGAUACUAAUUCAGAAUUUACACUUUCUUCAUUUUAUUCUGUUUUGGGGCACGCUAAACAUAAAACACAUCUCCGUUUUCGUUAUUCUCAACGACAAUUAGGUUUCAGGAAUCUGAUAGAAAAUGCCCUGAACGAUUGUGUCAACCUUGUCAACUCAGACCUGGCGUACAAUACGUCAAUUUUCAUUUUGUAUUUUAUACAGAGCAUGCCAUUUUUGGGAUACCUUGACACAAAAAGCUGCCAAAAUGUGACGGAAAGUAGUUUAACACUAUCCCUUAAAAACAAGAGAGGGCUGCAGGUUUUGAAAAUGGUGAAUUGUUUUCAGAUAACAGGAAAUUCACUCGUUUCCAUAAUCAGGAGUCUGCCUGACGUAAGGAACGUAGUUGCCAAUUGGUGUGGCUCAAUAACAGUAGAACAAGCCCGCGAUGUUUUGCAGCAGCGCAAACUGCUGGCGGGUUUAUUUUCAUCAUGCUGUGGGCCUCGUAACUUGUGGGAAGAAUUUGUACAAGAUUUUAAACAUGUAGAGUUUGGGGAGGAUCUGUUAGAUCAUGUCAAACGAGUAAACCUCCCGCGAUUUUUGUAUGAUGAUGAGGUAGAAUAAAUAGAGACUCAUGUGUAAUAGGUUCUAUGGGAAAUGGAGUAGUAAUGGCUGAAGAAAGAAAGUGUUAAUGAAAAAUAUAUAUAUGACAGCUCUUGUUUUUAAUAAACAGUCAGUCGCAGCUCGCGUUUAUUUUAUUAACUUGUUUGCAGACCCAAGUCCAUGUGUUAGAGAUCCCAAUGACCCAGCGAAUUAUACCGGUAAAACUUUAUCAGACGACCAAAAGCUUGAGCUUCUAACCUUAAAGAAUAGCUUUCCUCACGGAUUCAAGUUUCCGACAACAGCCGGAAGGCGUUUCCAACUAUCAUGGAUGGAGAAGCGGCCAUGGCUGCGUUACAGCAUUAGAAAUGACACAGCUCACUGUAUCUAUUGUAUAUGUUUUUCCAACAAUACUGUUCCAAAUGAAUCGCCAUUUAUCUCAAAAGGCUUCAAAAACUGGAAGAAAGCAGGUGAUGAGCGCCUUGACACCCAUGCGCGCAGUGAAGAACACCAACUUUCAGAGGAAAAGAUGACUAACUUCCUUAAGACACGCCGCCCAGGCAAUGACAUCAGUGCAAGACUACAAAGACAGGCAGCCGAGCAACAGCAUCGCACAAUGAAAGGCGUCGUGUCUAUUAUUGAUGUAGUCAUUGCAUUAGGACAGAGGGGCAUUCCAUUAAGAGGCAAUUGGGAUCCCUCUAAAAAUGAAGAUGGGAAUUUCUCCUUCUUUGUUGACUGGAAAUCCAAAUAUGAUCCAGAACUCAAAGACCAUUUGGAUCAUGCUUCCGGUAAUGCUAAGUACACGUCUCCGAGGAUUCAGAACGAAAUAAUCAAUUUGUGCGACAGUUUCAUUAGAAACCGUGUCCGAGCAUCAAUACCAAAGUAUUGGAGUGUAAUGGCCGACGAAACGCAAGAUUGUUCUACAACUGAACAACUCAGUAUAUGUGUGCGAUAUCUGAGCAGUAAAAAUGAAGUUUGUGAAGAAUUUAUUGGAUUCGUAAGGCUUGAAAAAUUGGAUGCCCAGACCAUUGCGGAUACCUUGUUACACGCACUACAAGAAUGGGGCUUUAAUAUGUCCGGCUUAGUUGGCCAAGGAUAUGAUGGAGCAAGCGUCAUGAGUUCAAGUAGGAAUGGGGUGCAAGCUAAAGUUGCAGAGAAGUACCCUAAUGCCACGUACGUUCACUGCAGGUCCCACGUUUUGAACCUUGCAAUCUCGAGUGGUUGCAAAGCUGUGCGAUCCAUUCAGAAUCUGUUUGAUAACGUCAGCAAACUUACGUGGUUUCUUAGUGGCAGCGCCAAAAGGAAAGAAAUAUUUCUUCAGACAGCCGCGGCCUCCGAUGACAGUGAACUGUUGAGCGCUCUAGUUGCAUGUGCUGAUGAAGACGAAGAAGAUGAAUCUGCCAAAACAUUGGAGGAAGGAAGCAAGCGACAGACUGUACCGAAAUUCUGUGCUACUCGUUGGAGUGCAAAAGUUACUACCCUCUCUGCUCUUCUUGCUAAAUAUGGCUCUGUACUUCUAGCUCUGGAUGAAAUUUCGUCAUCAAGCAGUGGCGAUGCUAAACGUGAUGCUUCAGCUUAUUCACGUCUUCUCCAAGACUCUGAAUUCAUAGUCGCUUUGACAGUAUCUCAGUUUGUUCUGUCAUUUUUAGCCCAAGUAACAAAGUCCCUACAAGCUAAGAGCUGUAACCUUGGCGAUGCAUACCAAAGCGUAACUCUCGCCAAAGAAUGCAUUAAAUCAGCAAGAGGCGAUGAAUCCUGGCAGAAGGUGUGGAGUCGAAUCAGCCAGGUAGCUGACUCUAUCAACGUCACCCUGAUAAAGCCUCGUACAACGACUGUUCAACGCCAUCGAGCAAACGCCGCACACAACGAUCAGCCAUCAGACUACUACAGGAUUAAUGUGUUCUAUCCAUUUAUAGAUCACGUUGUCAGUGAACUUGAAACGAGAUUUUCAGUCCAGCACGAAGGCCUGAUUACCGCUCAAAACCUGUUCCCUUUGUACUUGCCCAAGUUAACUGACAGGCAUAUCGAGAAGAUCAAGAACUACUUCAGCAAGCAUCUAGAUUUCUCGGAGAAGUCUAAUUUUGACGCAGAGCUGGCAAGGUGGAGGAUGAAACACGCGAUGGAGCCAGAGUCAGAACAAGAGGGAGCAAUGCCUGAUUGCAGUCCGCAAGAAUUUCCCGCCAUUCACAAGGUGCUGUCGAUCUUUCUAACCACGCCUGUCGGAAGCGUCAGUUGCGAACGCUCCUUCUCAGCACUACGCCGUCUAAAGUUAUGGACUCGGUCAUCAAUGACAGAAAAUCGAUUAAGUGGCCUUGCUAUGCUGUUAAUUCAUCGCGGAACGGACUUCAUUCCCACUCCAAAAGAGAUCUAUGACAUGAAGUCAAAUUGGAGAAGAAUCUAG